Molecule: messenger RNA, 576 nt
Organism: Caenorhabditis remanei
Lineage: Eukaryota; Metazoa; Nematoda; Chromadorea; Rhabditida; Rhabditidae
Exons: 5
Coding region: 1-576 (191 amino acids)
Biological process (GO): ribosomal large subunit assembly; translation
Cellular component (GO): ribosome
Molecular function (GO): structural constituent of ribosome; rRNA binding
Source: RefSeq, a predicted model, not a curated record
AUGCAUCUUUCAACGACACUAUCUCUGCGUAGAAUUCUGAACAGUGGAUUUCACCCAUUCCAAGUGAUUCCAAAACCAGAUGUAUGGAUGAAGCGAGAACGUCUUAAUCGGUUCACAGCGUGGCAAUACGCUUCGGAGAGAAGCACAGUGAAAGGAGCUUACCGAAAAGAAGACAAGAUCUUCACGUAUUUGAGCAUGCAACGCGAGGAUGAGAAGAAACUCGAGAAAUUCCACGCUGAAGAACGAGUUCGAACUGCUCUUGCUGAGCAUGACAUGGAAUACUCAAAGUUCAAGACAGUUCUCUCACAGUCACAUAUUCUUCUCGACAACAUAUGCCUUUCACAGCUAGCUAUAUACGAACCAAGGUCUUUCAGAAGUCUCGUUGCAUUUGCUAAAGAACUUGCUCGCCAGGAGGGAAUGAAUGUGAUUCCAGACGACUCUGAAUUUUCUUAUGAUGUUCAUGUUGAUAAUAAGUCAGUACUCCGUAAACCACUUCCACGAGCUGUCGAGUACACACGAGGAGCCACUGAAAAUCAUACUAACAAGCCUCGAAAACUGCGUGAAGAAGAGUAUUAA